AUGACGGAGUUGAAACAAGUGACGUUCACACCAGAGGUGCUAGAACGGAUUGCACCCGAUGUGUCACUCCAGCGACAUCUCGCCAUAGGAAUCAGACCCAAUCUACGCUACUUCCACGAAUUCAAAUCGAUCGAGUUUGGCAACAGUUCCCAGAUCCAGCAGUCGUCUGCAAAUGUCAUUGCCUCGUCGAUCUUGAAAAGCGGCUCUACCACGGUGAUCAACUCCAUCACCUUACUGAUUGUCGAAGACUUGUAUGGCGGCGCCAAGCUUCAAGACUAUGCCACCAUCUACCCACAAGUGGAGAUAUUGAGGGGUAGGUCCGGUGCUCCCACGGACGAAGAGAUGAUUUUAAGCCAGGACCUAUUUGAGCUGUUUAGACGCUGCCGCGUCAUACCGCUGCUGAACCUAAGGAUCACAAACGUGGGCAUCGCAGUCAAGGACGACGAAAGCGGCGCCGAGGAGAUCAUCUACCCGGACUUGGAUGAGACGCAGUGGCAGCUUGCCAACUUGUCCAAUAUGCAUGACAAGGCCUUUUCCUUCGUCUUGCAUCUGCACAUUAAGAUCUACCUGAAACAAGUGAGCACAAACUCGCUAUUCGACUUGUGCUUUGCUUCGUGCUUGAAAGCGUUGCGCGAGUUGAAGUUGCCGCGCUGCUACGUUGACGAUACCAUCAGCACCAAGAUCUCCAUCAGGUCAAGGAAAUCCAACGCCAGGGGAACUGUCGACUCAAACAGAGGCACGUUGAUGUUGGAUUGUAGAGAUGAGAUGAGGUACAAAUUGGAGCUCAAUGCGAGUGCCAACACCGUGUCAAGCAACUUUGGCGUGAUCAAGAAGGAGACUGCUAAAGAUCAGGACAUAGAAAUGGAAGAUGGAGAAGGGGCGGCGGCGGCGGUGGUUAUGUUGACCGACUUGGAGGGCGAAGCCGAAGAAAGUAGCGUGUUGUCGAGAAUAUCCAUCAUCAACAGCGCUGAAACUAUAAACAAGAUAAGUUUGGUGAGCGAUGGCGUUAUAGAUCUAGAGACGUUGAAGCAAGCCAUCGACGCUUCUCAGAAAAGAGCAGAGUUUAGUGAACUGUUGUAA
Molecule: messenger RNA, 1080 nt
Organism: Lodderomyces beijingensis
Lineage: Eukaryota; Fungi; Ascomycota; Pichiomycetes; Serinales; Debaryomycetaceae
Source: the annotation of a GenBank genome assembly